Manihot esculenta (cassava) is the source of this 1840-nucleotide messenger RNA. Its product is annotated as indole-3-pyruvate monooxygenase YUCCA6-like. NCBI's taxonomy places the organism in Eukaryota, Viridiplantae, Streptophyta, Magnoliopsida, Malpighiales, Euphorbiaceae. The coding region runs from base 391 to 1680 and encodes 429 amino acids. Gene Ontology annotation, molecular function: flavin adenine dinucleotide binding; N,N-dimethylaniline monooxygenase activity; NADP binding. The transcript is spliced from 4 exons. The record is from RefSeq and is a predicted model, not a curated record. Gene Ontology annotation, biological process: auxin biosynthetic process.
ACAAAAAAAAAAGAUAUCUAGAAAAACUAAUUUGGAUUAGUGGAUAAGACCCCCUUAAUCCUCUCCAAUAUUUAAGGUAAAAUUCCCAUCAAGUGAGACCUAAUCUCCCUCUAGAUAAGGGAGAAAAUUUACCCACUAAAUCUGAGCCUAAUCCUUCAACUUGGUUACUGAUCUCCACUAUAAACAGGCUGUUUGGUUGAAUGGGUUCUCUACAGUUUUGUUCUUUUUCUUGAACUCUAUCACUUAUAAAGUUUCAAGUUGAAGCUAUACAAGUAUUUGAUUCUCUUAGUUCUUUUCAUUUAUAUGCAUAGAUAGAUAUUGGGUUGUAAUAGCAGCAGCAGCAGAAGCAGCAGUGGUUGAUCAGUAGUGUUCUUCUUGCAAUAUUCAUUCAUGGACUGCUUGAGAGAAAUGGAAGGCAAACAAGCUCAUGAUCCAAUAUUCAUUGACAAUAUGAAUAAAUCAUCAAAACGUUGUGUAUGCGUCCCUGGUCCGUUGAUCGUCGGGGCAGGACCCUCAGGGCUAGCCGUGGCGGCUUGCCUGAAAGAAAGAGGCGUCCCAAUUACAGUCAUAGAGAGAUCCAACUGCGUAGCCUCUUUGUGGCAGUUAAAGACUUAUGAUCGCCUUCGGCUUCACUUGCCAAAGCAAUUCUGCGAGCUUCCUCUCAUGGGGUUUCCUACUGAAUUCCCAACUUACCCUACGAAGCAACAAUUUAUUGACUACUUAGAGAAAUAUGCAGACAAGUUUGAUAUUAGGCCGCGGUUCAAUGAGACUGUGUCACAUGCAGAAUUUGAUCGAGUUAUUGGUUUUUGGAGAGUGAGAACUGUGGGGCCAAAGGUGGAGGAGAAGGAGUAUGUAUGCCGGUGGUUGGUGGUGGCCACAGGAGAGAAUGCAGAGGCGGUGGUACCAAAUAUUGAAGGAAUGGGAGAAUUUGAAGGUGAUAUAAGGCAUACAAGUUUGUAUAGCAGUGGAGAAGAGUUUAGAGGGAAAAGGGUUUUGGUGGUUGGAUGUGGGAAUUCAGGAAUGGAGGUUUGUUUGGAUCUUUGCAACCAUAGUGCCAAGCCUUCAGUUGUGGUCAGAGAUACAGUGCAUGUUCUACCAAAAGAGAUGCUCGGAAAAUCAACAUUUGGGCUGUCGAUGUGGUUGCUGAAGUGGCUGCCCAUGAGGGUUGUCGACGGGCUGCUGCUGAUAGUGUCGAGGAUGAUGCUUGGAGAUACAGCAAAAUUGGGAUUCGAGCGGCCGCAGUUGGGUCCCCUUGAACUCAAGACCGUGUCCGGGAAGACCCCAGUGUUGGAUGUUGGGACACUGGCCAGGAUCAAAAGCGGAGAAAUUAAGGUAUGUCCAGGUAUCAAGAGACUGAAACGACAUAGCGUAGAGUUUGUUAACUGGAAAACGGAGAACUUCGAUGCCAUUCUCUUAGCAACAGGUUACAAAAGCAAUGUACCAUCUUGGCUAAAGGAAGGAGACAUGUUCUCGGAGAAAGAUGGGUUGCCGAGAAGGCCAUUUCCAAAUGGAUGGAAAGGUGAGCGUGGGCUAUAUGCAGUGGGGUUCACAAAACGUGGAAUUCUUGGUGCUUCAAUGGAUGCCAAGAGAGUAGCUGAAGAUAUCGAAAGAUGCUGGAAAGCAGAAGCAAAACAUUGGAUGGUCUUUGCUAGGUCACUUUUGCCACAAUCAUCAUCAUAGAAGUUUUGGUUUUUGAGUUCUAUAUAACCUUGUAUAUAAAGAGAAAGAGAAAGAAGAGUUGAAUUCUUUUGGAGGGUUACAGGAGAUUGGAGGGUCUUUUGAGGGCUGCUCCAAUAGAGGAAAUUAAUAAAAGUAAAGGGAUAAGCUGCACAAUAAGGAA